Colletotrichum godetiae is the source of this 1348-nucleotide messenger RNA. RefSeq names its product Peroxidase, family 2-domain-containing protein. The record is from RefSeq and is a predicted model, not a curated record. Gene Ontology annotation, molecular function: peroxidase activity. The transcript has 5 exons. NCBI's taxonomy places the organism in Eukaryota, Fungi, Ascomycota, Sordariomycetes, Glomerellales, Glomerellaceae. The coding region runs from base 139 to 975 and encodes 278 amino acids.
AGCUCUCGGCGUCGUUGGAUAUAAAUAUGAGACCGUGAGAAGGGUUCAUCGGAAGAAAAUUAGCAACAGGCUACAAUCAUCCCAUCUUACAUUCGUUUCUCAGCUCCUCAAUUCGACACCGAUCUUCAACAACUCAAAAUGAAGCAGUCUAUCACUUUCAUCGCCGCGGCUUUUGGUGUGGCCUCAGCCAAUCCUCACCUGGCUGCUGCUCACUUGGCCAACCCUCAGUUCCGUCGGGCCUCUCCUACUGAGUGGGCUCCCGCUGGACCCGAUGACUUCCGUGGCCCAUGCCCCAUGAUGAAUACUUUGGCCAACCACGGCUUCAUCUCUCACGACGGCAAGAACCUGACAAAGGAUGUUGUGGUCAAAGGUCUUCAGGAUGGUCUCAACUUCGGCACCGAUCUUGGAACCCUGAUGUUCAACAUGGCCCUCAUUGCCAACCCGGAGCCCAAUGCCACAUUCUUCACUCUGGACCAGCUUAAUGUUCAUAAUGUCCUGGAGCACGAUGCUAGCUUGAGUCGCACCGAUGCCGCCUUUGGCAACAACCAUGUAUUCAACCAAUCCGUCUUUGACGAGUCCAGAGCCUACUGGACAAAGGAAGUCCUCGAUGCGCAGCAGCUAGCCAACAGCAAGGUGGCGCGACAGGUCACGUCCAGGGCCUUCAACCCCAACUAUACUUUCAGUGCUACCGUGGAAAACUUCAGUCUUGGAGAGGUUGCUGCUCCUAUCAUCGUCUUCGGCGAUAUGACCGCCGGUACCGUUAACAAGGCACUUGUUGAAUACUUCUUCCAGAACGAGCGCCUUCCUGCUGAGUUAGGCUGGGUUAAGAAGACGAACGCCGUCACCCAAGAGGACAUCCUUAAGGUAGUCGAGAUGAUUAGAAACGCAACUGUGCUUACAACUGGCGGCGAGGCCCAAGCCCCCCAUAAGCGCAUGCUCAGGGACUUGCACACUGGCUUCAACCUUCUGUCCUAGUCUCAGUAACGUAUAUUCAAUCUGUACAUGUAGCUAUAUGCAAUGACAGGUAUUUUAUACCCCCCUUUAUUUCUAUCUGCUUAUAUGGCUUCUUGACAUACGACUUCCGACAAUGGAAGAUAUUGUGAAGUCAUGAGCCCGGGCAUUGCAGUACUCUGUAAAUAAAUUGGGACUCUUGUCACCGUUCGGUCCGGGGUUGCCCUUUUGUCGUCAUGGAAAGCAAUAAAAUCAAUUGUCAAACACACAUGGACAUGAAACAUAGCAACAAAACCAUUUCAUACCCUCAAACCCAUGUUAAGAGAGGAAUAUUUACCUUUUUAUGGUCUAAUACUUGAAAGCUAUGCGUUUGUGUUCCGGCAACUCAAGAUUUGAG